AUGACUCGCUCAGUCUUCUCCAACCUCGGGUUUAUCGGCUCUCUGGGGGUCCUGCUUCUGACGAUGGCCAGUUUGAGUUUGAGCAGUCCCAUCAGGUCUCUGAAGAACCAUCAUAGAGCAUCAGUCAGGAGGGAUGUGGUUGAUAACCAGCUGCUUGAGGCGCAGGACUUUCUGAGCCAGUUCCUGUCAACAAUAAACCUGACAGAGCUGAGGCCCCCACCCGGGCCCCGUGCUGCCCGUAAGGAGCCACCAGACUACAUGCUGGAGCUGUACAACCGCUUUGCCAACGACCGCACUGCUGUGCCUUCAGCCAACAUUGUGCGUAGUUUCAAGAAUGAAGAUCCCUCUCCCUAUAGAAUAACACCUAGGGGUGUCAGGAUAUAUUCCCUGCUUUUUAACAUCUCAAUGCACCACCAUGAGCACAUAAUGUUGGCAGAGCUUCGACUAUUCACCCUGAUCCAGACGGCACAAAUACCAUAUGCUGGCAUUGACUGCAAGGUGACCAUCUACAAAAUCCAUGAGGACCUAGUUUGGACAAAAAAGGUGUCAAGAGAAGGGAGAAGGAGGGAUAAAGAGGAGGUGGUGGAGAUGGAUGAUUUGGAGGAACUGGUGACAAAGCAUAUCCAUGCCAGAGAUAACAGCUGGGUGUCGUUUGACCUAACUCACGUGGUUACACUCUGGAGGAAGUCAGGGUGUGCAAAUCCCAGACUGGAGGUUCAUGUAACAGGUCUAGGGUCAGAGGUUGUCCAGGAGGGUGGGAGCUCAGUUGAGAUUGACAUUGAAAGGAGUUUGGAUGGGAAACACAACGCAGUGAUGAUUGUAUUCUCAGAUGAUCAGAGCAGAGACCACAAACAGGAUGAACAAGAGCUGAAUCAGAUGAUCGAACAUGAGAAUGACCCUCCUGAAAAUGAGGGCAGGGGCCGACACGCUUUCUGGAAUAAUCCCAACACCGACCACCCUAACCAGGAUGAGCUGGACAAGGAGUCUCUCUUGAAACUGCAGUCCAACCUUAUCUACGACACGCCUCCCCGAAUCCGUCGCAAUGUUAAGAGCGAGCCAUGCAAAAGGACCCCGCUCUUUGUGGAUUUUAAAGACAUUGGCUGGAAUUCAUGGAUCAUCCAGCCUCUUGGAUAUGAGGCAUAUGCGUGCAACGGCGUGUGCACCCCGACCCUGACCUCCGAGGUCUCGCCCACCAAACAUGCCAUAGUACAGACACUGCUGAGUGUUAAGAGUCCGGAGAGAGCAUCGCGUGCCUGCUGUGUACCCACUAAGCUGGAGCCCAUCUCACUCCUUUAUCAUGAUAAUGGAGUGAUCACUUUCAACCAUAAGUACGAGGGCAUGGUGGUGGCAGAGUGUGGCUGUAGAUAG
Messenger RNA from Notolabrus celidotus (New Zealand spotty), 1368 nucleotides. Its product is annotated as bone morphogenetic protein 10-like. The record is from RefSeq and is a predicted model, not a curated record. The transcript has 2 exons. Bases 1 to 1368 code for a protein of 455 amino acids. Gene Ontology annotation, biological process: SMAD protein signal transduction; BMP signaling pathway. Gene Ontology annotation, cellular component: extracellular region. NCBI's taxonomy places the organism in Eukaryota, Metazoa, Chordata, Actinopteri, Labriformes, Labridae. Gene Ontology annotation, molecular function: growth factor activity; cytokine activity.